Molecule: messenger RNA, 3539 nt
Organism: Ziziphus jujuba (common jujube)
Lineage: Eukaryota; Viridiplantae; Streptophyta; Magnoliopsida; Rosales; Rhamnaceae
Product: oxysterol-binding protein-related protein 1C
Exons: 10
Coding region: 534-3014 (826 amino acids)
Cellular component (GO): cytosol; intracellular membrane-bounded organelle; membrane
Molecular function (GO): sterol binding
Source: RefSeq, a predicted model, not a curated record
UUUUUUUUAUUUUUUUUAUUUUGGUUUGUUGGUUGCGUAUUUGUAUUUCAAGUAUUUUGACCUCAAUACAACCACCGUGUAAUCAUCACCAAUCUCUCUCUCUCUCUCUCUCUUUCUCUCUCUUUGUUUGCCGGAAAAGGAUUCUAUCUCUCUCCGUCUACGCCUCCGUGCGUCAUUUCCCGGACUUAUCGCGUAAAAAUUUUCAUUCCGUUUUUCUUUUUUCUUUUUUUUUUUGAAAUAAACAGAUAAAAGCUCCCCCUUUCUUUCUUUCUUUCUUCUCAAUAGUCAAUAUAACCGUUCAUUCCUCAAUCCAAGCAAACCUUCUCUCUCUCUCUCCUUUUUCUCUGUCCUUUCUUCCUCAUUCGCAAUCACAAGAUAUCGCACCCUAAGACUAUGAACACCCUAAAAACCAACGCAACCGCUGUCGCCGGAACAUUUUUCCUCCGUCGAGUCUGCCUUUUUCCGAUCCCGUGAUUUCUGAAACAAUUGUGUGAAUAUAUAUAUAUAUAUAUUUGUUUGGAUGAUAAUUCCAUAUGCAUCCCUUCUGUUGUGUCUCAACGGUCUCUGAACAUUCACCCGCGAAACCCCCUCCUUUGCCUAAUCUCCCCAUGACUCCUGCUACGUCUUUCGUCCAUAGAUCCGAUUCGUCCGCACGAGUCGCCGCCGGUCACGGUCAGAGCAACCACCACCAUUAUAAUAAUCACAAUCACAAUCAGAUUCCGAGUCAGAAUCAUAAUCAUAGUAAUAGUGAAUUCGGGAGGCUGAGCCAGCGGACCACAGCGAUGGCGGCUAUGGCAGCGGCGGAGGCGCUGACUAGGAUGCCGUCAGCGAGGGAGCAGCAGACGGUGGACGUGAAGAUCAAUAACCUGGUGGGAAAUGGGAUUUCGGGGAUACUAUAUAAGUGGGUGAAUUAUGGUAAAGGUUGGAGGCCUCGGUGGUUCGUGUUGCAAGAUGGAGUCCUGUCGUACUACAAGAUUCAUGGACCUGAUAAGAUCGAAGUCACUCUGGAAACUGAGAAAGGAUCCAAGGUCAUUGGCGAGGAAUCUAUGCGAAGGAUUUCUAGGCAUAAGAAUGGCAACAAUCAUCAUCUCCGGCGCAAGCCUUUCGGUGAAAUUCAUUUGAAGGUUUCCAGUAUCCGUGAAAGCAAAUCGGAUGACAAGAGGUUCUCAAUCUUCACUGGGACGAAGAGGCUGCACUUGAGGGCUGAGACACGUGAAGAUAGAUCGGCGUGGAUGGAGGCUUUACAGGCUGUGAAGGACAUGUUUCCGCGUAUGUCCAAUAGCGAACUAAUGGCCCCAGUGGACCAAGUGACUGUGUCAACGGAAAAGUUGAGGCAGCGGCUUAUGCAAGAGGGUGUUAGUGAGGAAGCCAUCCAUGAUAGCGAGCAGAUUAUGAGAAGCGAGUUUUCGGUGCUGCAGAAUCAGCUUAUGCUGCUCAAGCAGAAGCAAUGGCUACUAAUGGACACAUUACGGCACUUAGAGACAGAGAAGGUUGAUUUGGAAAAUACCGUGGUUGAUGAGAGUAGACAGCUGAACGAUUCUGGGGCUUCCUCUAGCUUAAGACAGGACAAAUAUAGCGUCUUUUCAGAAGGAAGUGCGAGUGAAUCUGACGAUGAUAAUGAAAGGGUUGAUGCUGCCGAAGAAGAAACAGAUGAUGAGGAGAACACCUUUUUUGAUACACGUGAUUUUCUGUCAUCAAGUUCUUUCAAAAGUAAUGGAUCUGAUUUUAGGAUAUCAUCAUUCUCUUCAGAUGAGGAUGGUAUAUACGCGGUUGAAUCUGAAGAUGAUAUUGAUCCAUCCAUUAGAUCUGUUGGAACUAACUAUCCUCAUGUAAAGCGGCGUAAGAAAUUGCCUGACCCUAUUGAAAAAGAGAAGGGUGUCAGUCUUUGGUCAAUGAUCAAAGAUAAUAUAGGGAAGGACCUCACCAAAAUUUGUCUUCCUGUUUACUUUAACGAGCCUCUCUCCUCUCUACAAAAAUGUUUCGAAGAUUUAGAGUAUUCAUAUCUCCUUGAUCGAGCACAUGAAUGGGGCAAAAGGGGUAAUAGCCUAAUGAGGAUUCUAAAUGUUGCCGCUUUUGCUGUAUCUGGAUAUGCUUCAACUGAAGGAAGAAUAUGCAAACCAUUUAAUCCAUUAUUAGGGGAGACAUAUGAAGCUGACUAUCCAGAUAAAGGCCUCCGAUUCUUCUCAGAAAAGGUCAGUCAUCAUCCAAUGAUUGUUGCUUGCCACUGUGAGGGUAAAGGAUGGAAAUUUUGGGGUGAUAGCAAUUUGAAGAGUAAAUUUUGGGGCCGCUCAAUUCAGCUUGAUCCUGUUGGUCUUUUAACGGUGGAAUUUGACGACGGAGAAAUUUUUCAAUGGAGUAAGGUUACAACAUCAAUUUACAACCUCAUAUUGGGAAAGCUCUAUUGUGACCACUAUGGUACAAUGCGUAUACAGGGGAAUCAUGACUAUUCUUGUAAGCUGAAAUUCAAGGAGCAGUCUAUCAUUGACCGAAAUCCUCACCAAGUACAUGGUUUAGUACAAGAUAGAAAUGGAAAAACGGUAGCAACACUUUUUGGAAAAUGGGAUGAGAGCAUGCAUUAUGUGAAUGGAGAUUGUUCUGGGAAGGAAAAAGGAUUGGAGUCUUUAUCUGAUGCCCAGUUGCUCUGGAAGAGGAGCAAGCCACCCCAGUUUCCAACAAGAUAUAACUUGACACGCUUUGCCAUCACCUUGAAUGAACUCACCCCUGGAUUAAAGGAAAAGUUGCCCCCUACAGAUUCAAGGCUCAGGCCUGAUCAAAGGUAUCUAGAAAAUGGGGAGUAUGAAAUGGCAAAUUCCGAGAAAUUACGGUUAGAGCAGAGGCAACGGCAGGCCCGGAAGAUGCAAGAAAGAGGUUGGAAACCACAGUGGUUUGCAAAGGACAAAGCAAGCGAUACUUACCGCUACAUUGGUGGAUACUGGGAGGCCAGAGAAAAAGGAAACUGGGAUUCAUGUCCUGACAUCUUUGGCCAAAUCCCUUGUGAUAACUUACUCGAAUAAGUUGAUUGCGGUCUUUUGGGUUCCCGAAUUCUUUUUCCAAUUUUUUUCUCAGUAGGUCUCCGCACUUGAGCUGCCCCAUGGCAUGCAUGUAAGUAAAAUUGGAUGAUAAAUAUCGAUUAAUAAAAGAAAAAUAUUUUUCCCCGUUCUCUUUGUUUCCAUCUAUUAUGCUAUGAUGCGGAUAUGAGCAUAGCGACGUAUUGGAACCGCCUGGCAAGGGGUUGGUGUUCUUGGCUGUUAAAAAACAGAGUGGAUGCUGCACUUGAUCAAGGCAUUUUCAAGUGGCUUCUAAUUGCACAGGUUGAAGAGAAAACCCUCUAUUAUUUUUUUCCAUUCUCAAGAAAAGAAAUUGAAAUUAAGAUUCAUUUUCAUUCCUGCCUCCACACCCUUGAGCUUUCACUGAAAUUUUUACCUGUAGUUAACAGAAUUUGUUUCAUUUAUCUUACUGUGAAUAGCUCAGAGGUAAUUUGUUUGAAGUGGCUGUAAUGUUGUUAUCGAGAUUCUAAUCAAAGAAAUUGUUAUCUUUUA